This is a messenger RNA of Cyclocybe aegerita, 1641 nucleotides long. The record is from the annotation of a GenBank genome assembly. NCBI's taxonomy places the organism in Eukaryota, Fungi, Basidiomycota, Agaricomycetes, Agaricales, Hemipholiotaceae.
AUGGGGCCAAGUUCAAGCCCGUGCGCUAGUUGUGGUAGAUCAUCCCGAGUCGAUAUCAUAGGAUGCCACCUCCCACCAUGUCCUCUUGGAGAUGAUGCACGAUGCAACCCCUGCAUCGAUCUUAUCCUAUUGGAAGAGAGAAUACUUGAUACCAAAAAGGUCCUGGAUGGAUUAAUCGAGGAACACCGCGCCUUCAGAUCCAAACUCAACGAGGUUCACGAUCCACUUUUCAAGAAAUUGCCUCCAGAGCUCGUCUCCCGCGUUUUCAUUGCGUGUUUGCCAGAGAACAAGAACAAUCCCAACGAAGCCGGCUAUCUGGACCCUCUUCCUCUGUCCCUCCCCAUCCGUCGCUCAUCGACUCCUUUGCUUCUUGCAUCGAUAUGCGAGAUAUGGCGACAACUCGCAUUUGCUACGCCCCAACUUUGGAGCAGUAUAUUUAUUCAACUUAAACCAGAGAAUGUUCAAUAUCAAACAAAGGUGGUUGAACGGUGGUUGGGUCGUUCUGGCGGCGUCCCGCUCUCUCUCCACAUCGUCUAUCGUGAAUGGCGACCAGGAAACGUACAUGCAACUUCUAUUGACUCAUUCAUACCCAUCAUCGACCUCUUGAACCAACAUUCCGAUCGUUGGCAAGACCUGGAUCUCGCUCUUCCCCACCCCUUGAUAUCUCGACUUGGUAGAAAUUCCCAGGCCGCCACCAGGUUGAACACCAUUCGAGUCGCAUUGCACCGUGACGCGCCGGUUGGAACGCACCUCUUCCCAAUCACAGAUGUCCUUCCUGUCCCAACUGUUGUCGACAUCAUGGGUUUACCUUUCAGUUCGGCAAAUGUUAGUUGGCGCUCGGUCACAAGUGUCAAAUUCGGUUGGAUAGACGUUGGCGAAUGCCUGGCCUUGUUCCAGCAAGCGCCACAAAUGACAAGCUGCGCAAUCGAAUUCCUUCAGGAUGCCCCUGCCGGUUUCGUGACUCUCCCUCAGCAUUUAGUUCAUCGCCAUCUUCACUCGCUGACCAUCGACACGUCAAGCCCUGCCAGCAUGGGACCCCUCUGUUAUAGCCUUAUUUUACCUUCCCUCAAAGAAUUGGUCUACGGUCCCUACGGACGACUAGAAUCCCUUCAUUCCCUGGUUGCCCGUUCUUCUUGUCCCUUGACAAAGCUUAAUUUGACCCUGAAUGGCGCAUGCACCCCAACAAACCUCGCCGACUUUCUGCAUCAGACGCCCAUGCUCGAAUCAUUGUCCUUUGGACCCAUCCGACUCAACGAUGAUCUUCUGGGUCUCUUCGCCAACACGGCGCCCGCCACUGACGCACAAGACGAAAGGGAGAAUAUUUUUCUCCCUCAUCUCCAAGAGUUGGCAAUCCGACAGUGCAGGCGCCUUUUUUCUUGGGCCUCUAUCCCAAAACUUUUCCCUCUUGCCUCGGAUAUCGGAAAUUUUCCUCUGAAGUCCCUCACACUAGACAUUUCAGGCGAUUAUGACCCAGCGAUCGAUGACGGCGAAUCUGCCAACCGCAUCCUGGAUUUAAUUGAUGGAGGGGUCAAUAUUGCCAUCAAAGGAAUAAAUCGUGAUCUCAUCCAAGAGGCUCGAAGACACUACGGACGGCCUGCCGUGCCCCUCGAAGACAAAAUUGACGGUUUCAGGAAGAGGUAG